AUGACGCUAAAACCAGUCGAAAAGACAAAGGCAAAAGACGUUCCCCAACUGGCCUAUAACCUGGAGAAGGUUCUAUUCAACUCUGGACCUUACCAGCUCCAGGAUAGGCGUACCCAGGUCUACAACUUUGACCCUUACCUGGGCACAAUCAUGCCAGUCAAGGAGUUCGACUUCAAUGCCUUGAAGGAAUAUGUGACUUCGUCAAAGGAUGAAACCUUGACAAAGCUUUCUGCGAAGCACGGCAAGAAGUACUGCGGUUCAACUUCAAGUAUGACAUCCAUGCUUGCACACUUCCACUUCCUCUUGUCAGACUGGAGAAAACCAAACUUUGAGCAGUUGUCAAAAUCUUUCAGAAUUGAAUUUGAGUCGUUCACUCUGCUGACCCGAGCGCCUGUGGCUGCAUUCGCCCGCUACAAGGACGCAUGCUGGGGAAAUCUAUGGAGAAGCUCCUGA
Fusarium graminearum PH-1 is the source of this 453-nucleotide messenger RNA. RefSeq lists its product as uncharacterized. The coding region runs from base 1 to 453 and encodes 150 amino acids. Gene Ontology annotation, biological process: mitochondrial RNA 5'-end processing. Gene Ontology annotation, cellular component: mitochondrion; mitochondrial envelope. The record is from RefSeq and is a predicted model, not a curated record. The transcript is spliced from 2 exons. NCBI's taxonomy places the organism in Eukaryota, Fungi, Ascomycota, Sordariomycetes, Hypocreales, Nectriaceae.